This is a messenger RNA of Balaenoptera acutorostrata (minke whale), 3478 nucleotides long. RefSeq names its product BCL2 interacting protein 3 like (gene BNIP3L). The record is from RefSeq and is a predicted model, not a curated record. Bases 100 to 759 code for a protein of 219 amino acids. Gene Ontology annotation, biological process: mitochondrial outer membrane permeabilization; positive regulation of apoptotic process; defense response to virus. The transcript has 6 exons. Gene Ontology annotation, cellular component: mitochondrial outer membrane; nucleus; mitochondrial envelope. NCBI's taxonomy places the organism in Eukaryota, Metazoa, Chordata, Mammalia, Artiodactyla, Balaenopteridae.
CAGGCGCAGAAAAGGGGGCGGGGGACUCGGCUUGUUGUGUUGCUGCCCAAGAACCAGAGACGGUCCUGCUGCGGUCGCAGCUCUUCCAGCCGCCCGACGAUGUCGUCUCACUUAGUAGAGCAGCCGCCGCCCCCGCACAACAACAACAACAACAGUGAGGAAGGUGAACAGUCUCUGCCCCCACCAGCCGGCCUCAACAGUUCCUGGGUGGAGCUCCCCAUGAAUAGCAGCAAUGGCAAUGAUAAUGGCAAUGGGAAAAAUGGGGGGCUAGAACACGUACCCUCCUCAUCCUCUAUCCACAAUGGAGACAUGGAGAAGAUUCUUUUGGAUGCACAGCAUGAAUCCGGACAGAGCAGUUCAAGAGGCAGUUCUCAUUGCGACAGCCCUUCCCCACAAGAAGAUGGGCAGAUCAUGUUUGAUGUGGAAAUGCACACCAGCAGGGACCAUAGCUCUCAGUCAGAAGAAGAAGUUGCAGAAGGAGAGAAAGAAGUGGAUGCUUUGAAGAAAAGUGUAGACUGGGUGUCCGACUGGUCCAGUAGACCUGAGAACAUUCCACCUAAGGAGUUCCACUUCAGGCACCCUAAACGUUCCGUUUCCUUAAGCAUGAGAAAAAGUGGAGCCAUGAAGAAAGGGGGGAUUUUCUCUGCAGAAUUUCUUAAGGUGUUCAUUCCAUCUCUCUUCCUUUCCCAUGUUUUGGCUUUGGGGCUAGGCAUCUACAUUGGAAAACGACUCAGCACGCCUUCUGCCAGCACCUACUGAGGGAAAAGAAGAGCCCCUGGGAAAGCGUGUGACUUGUGAAGUGGUGUAUUGUCACAGUAGUUUAUUUGAACUUGAGACCAUUGUAAGCAUGACCCAGCCUACACCCUAUUUUUACAUAUCCAAGUUCCAGUAACUCUCAAAUCCAGUAUUUUAUUCAAACUCUGUUGAGGCAUUUUACUAACCUCAUUCCCUUUUUGGCCUGUAAAACACUUUAGAAUUUCCUAACAGAGUUUACUGUUGUUUAGAAAUUUGCAAGGGCUUCUUUUCUGCAAAUGCCACCAGCAGAUUAUAAUUUUGUCAACAAUGCUGUUGUCUCCUUUUAGUACCACCAGACUUAGACCUGCAUCAUUCAUGGUAUAAAUUUUACUCUUGCAAGAUAACUCCCAUCUUUCUCUUAAAGCAAGACCAGGUUAGCAAAUGAUAUAAAAGCUUUGAUUUUUUUUUUUUUUCAAGACAAAGGCAAGCUUCUCUAAGCUUGAAUUUAUAGUUAUUAAAAAAGAAAGCAAAAACAAACAAAAUAGGACACAAGAAAAAAAAAUAUCCUGGGCAAUAAAAAAUUAUUUAAAACCAGCUUUGGAGCCACUUUCUGUCUAAGCCUCUUAAUGGCGCCUUUUUAUUUGUGGGAGGGAAGCUAUAUAAAUGAUAGGUAUAAAAUAGAAGAACAAGAAUACAUCAGCAGAUUUUAAUACUAGUAUGUUAUAAUGGUGUCUUUUCUAUGGUGUAGAAUCUUUAUUUCUGGUAAGGAAUGUCUCAGGCCUAGAAAUCUAUGAAGUUGCUUUGGGGACCUCUGUGUGUGUGUGUUUGGUAUUUUUAUGUUUAUUAGCUGCAUGUGAAUUUUUCAUGACUUUGAAUUUUUUUCUUUCUUUCUUUAUUUUUCCCUAAGAGGCUUUGGAAUGAGUUCCAAUUUGUGGUAUAAAUAAAUACAGGCUUCUUGUUUUAGGAAGCAUCACUUACACUCUGAAGCCUUUAAACUCUGAAGAUAAUUGUUUCAGAGUUAUUUCAAGCACUCGGGCAACUUUGAAAACCAGACUUGGGUUGUGGGAACAGUUGACAGAGUUCUGAAGAGACGCCAUUGGUUUUCUUCUGCUCUCUCCCUUUCUCAUGUUUACUGUACAACCUGCCCAAGGCGAUGUCUGUGAUUGUGCAGGCGCUAGCCAUUUCCUUCUCCUGUAGCCAUCUUUUCAGUUAUGUUCAACUCCUGAAGUUCCAGAACACUCAACAACUUCCUCUUAUGAUAUACUUUUUGGUUCAUUUCUCAAAUGUGAAGCUUUAGGACCAAAUUGUUAGAAAGCAACAGAUUUACCAGUCAUUUCAAGUAGGUUUAUUGGCUUUCUGAACACACAGCAUGAUUCUGAAGGAUACUAUUAUAUGUUUUAUAUAUAAAUAAUUACUGUUUAUGGUAUAAGCAUUGAAUAUUUAGAGAACCAUUGUUAAUUUGAAGGCUAGCAAUCUAUUCAGUAAAUAAGGAGUAUCAGGUUGACUUGAAUAAAAGCACUCUGACCACCAGGCUUGCUAGUUUGCAGAAACUCUCUGAGUCUUUUCUCUCUCACAUGAAGUUUUGUAAAGUUGAUGUGUUAUAGUGGAAAAUAACAUACAUAUUAAACAAAAAAAUUAAUUUCUGACUCUCUUUUUUCAAGAAUGUAGCUGGCUGUCUUUAAGAAAGAUGAUAUAUCCAAAUAGUCUUCUGAAUUCUUUGACUAUGUUUUUCUUUCUAGAUUUUGGUGUCUAAAUAAUUUUGGACAUUUUUUUAUUAUUCCUUGUUUCUAUCUUAUUCACAAAUCUGACAACACUUGACUUGCCUUCUGUAACCUAUUUAUUUCAAGUCUUCAUAUUUCUUUGGGAAGAAAGUCAAUCUGCUGGCCCGCUGACUUUGAAAAGCCUGAAUAAAGUUGGAAAAGCCAGUAAAGUUAGGAGAACUAAAGAGCUAAACUGUUCUAAUAUACAAUUUGUAUUACAGUUGGUAUCAUGGGAGGGAGAAGUAAAAUUAUACUUAAAGAAAAGCAGCUUUUUACAGGCAACACAUUACUCUCUUUUGAAAUUCAGUAGUAAUCCUGUCAGGUGUGUGGCUGAAUUUGGGUAUAUUUGUGGUUUCUUUCCAACAUUGAAAAUAAAUUUAGUCCUGCCCUUUUUCUUAAAAUAGCUGUGAAAUUUUGGACUAUUCCUUAAAACAUGAAUACAUGAUGACAGUAGAACUUAAUCAUAGGAUGAAAUCAUGCAGUAUUUAUUGAUAACCCUAACAUCUGGGAUAAAUGUUUAUGUUCCUACCCAGAUUUGUGUUGAAUGGAAACAGAUUGUGUGAUUGGAAAGGAGAAUUCGACAGUUAACAGUUGACAUUUUUAAGAUUAAUGUUUAGAAAGCUUUACACCUGUUUACAAUUUUAGGACGAAAAGGCAGUCUUCAUUUUUCUUACGUUUGAUGAAAACUGGCUUAAGAUAUUUGUAAAUAUAAUCAAGAGCAGAACUGCACAAACUUGCACAUGGAAAAGUGCAGCAAGUUACUUUGAUUGCAGUAAAAACAUCUAUUCUAAAAAAUGAAAACUGAAGACUUAGAUGAAUUUUCAAGUGAACCAGUUGUUGAAAUUAUCGGAAUUAACUGAGCCAAAGUGAUUAUGCAUUCUUCAUCUAUUUAGUUAGCACUUUGUAUCAUUAUAUACAGUUUACAAUCCAUGUAUAACUUGUAGCUACAAACAUUUUGUGCCAUUAAAGCUCUCACAAAACUC